AUGGAGAGAUUAGUGAUUAUUUGCCGAACCCCUUUCUCUGAGAAUCUGAAAGAAGCAAUCCAAAGACCAGCUAGUCAUUCACUCAUGAUACCUGAAGACAUCCCAAAUGCAUACAGGACCAUCAACUCUUCACUAUCACACCCACCCCACGAGUUCAGCCGCAAGGGCUGCAGCAUCCUUGCCGCCACGGCAUUGAACAAAAGUGACAACAAGAACGCCACAUACCAUUCGAGAGCCCCCGCUCUUGUUUGGCUGAAAGCAUGGGUUACCCACCAAAAACUGAUGGAGAACAUUACGGAGAUUGUCGAAGCCAUCCGCCAGCCUGCGGAGGUGCUCUCCCAACAUCCAGAUGAUCUUGGUGUGAAGCAAGCACUUGCAAAAGCCAUCAAUGCUGCAACGAGAGCUUUGGAACAGCUCACUAGUGUUUCCACGGGAUCGCCUCAAGACAUCAAUCUGAUUAUCGAGUGGAGCGAACAGGUUUUAUCGGUCGUGCCAGAAAAGCAUGCGUUCCGUGCGACUUUAUUGGGCGACCUCUCCCACGCAUAUUAUCAACGAUUCUCCAUGACGGGAUCCGACGGAAACGUAAACGACCUGAACAGGGCUGUGCAACUUGCCGAAGAAGAUGUUCCAGCUACGCGCCCAGAAACGGAGCAGCGGAUGUUAGCUUUAGCCAACCUCAACCAAAUGUUACAAAACCGGUACGACUACACGAGAAAUAAGCAAGACAUCAAUCGGGCCAUCAGCGUGGGUGAAGAUGCGGCGGAGAGGAUACCCAAGGACUCGCGUUACACUGCCCUGGUUUUGCGUCGGCUUGCUAUCUCGCGUGGUAAGCUGUUCGAGCUCACACACAACCUAAACGACGCCGAGCGAGCUCUUAAUACGGCUGAGGCCGCUGUAAAGACAGCAAAAUCACAGGGGGACGUGCCUGGUGUGGCAAUCGGUUCCAACACUCUAGCACGAAUUCUGGGGAGGCGGUUCGAGCAAACAGCGAACAUUGAAGAUCUGGAUCGUGCAGUUGACGUUCUCACUGCCACUGUGCCACUGAUUCCAAAGAGUCAGAUAGACUAUGUGGUUGGUACAAGCUACCUGGCAACCUUGCUGGGUAUCCGUUACGAGCAACAAGGGGAUGUUGACGAUCUCAGUGCAAGCAUUUCAUACACGAAGAGUGUGCUGCAGUUGAUAAGCAAUGAUGAUACUGAGAGACCCGUCCAGUUGUUUAACUUGGCGAACAGGCUUGUUGAGCGAGCGCAAUAUACCGGUGUCCUCAGCGAUCUCGACGAUGCCGUUGACUGCGGGCGACAAGCUCUGCGCCUGGUGCGUGCAAAUCAUCCAGAACGGACCAAUUGGCUCAGGGGACUCAGCCAGUUCCUGGGUAUACGGUUCAGCAUGGGUUCAAAGCAUCCACAGGACAUUCAACAGGCAAUCGACCUCAGUAGAGAAGCGGCUCAGGUGGUUGACGGCGAUGACAUGGGGAUGCGCGCGGCAGUGGCGAACGUUCUUUCAAAUCUGCUGAAGGAAAAGCACGAUCACUAUGGCGAAGCUGCCGACUUGGACGAGGCCAUUAAUAUCAUUAGAGAAGUUAUUCAUGGUGGUCUACCAGAAUGUCUUCCUGAGAGAGUGUACCUGGAAUUCGGCUUGGGGGACGCGUUGCAUGCUCGAUUUGACCAUACUGGCGACGUCACGGAUCUGCAGAAUUCUAGAGAGGCCUUUCAGCGAGCAUGGGAGUCUCGAGCUGCACCGCUCACGAUUCGAAUUGAUGCUGCGGUUCGGGCUGCUGACGUUGCCAAGGAACAGCUGGAGACUCACGAUUCCUCGGAUCCAUCUCUUCUCCAUGCUUUGAGCCCCCGACAUAUGCAGAAUGUCAACAAGCAACAAAUGCUGAAGCGAUUCGCUGGUCUUGGCGCCAACGCUGCCGCCGCCGCUUUGAAUGCAGGGAAGGAGGCCUCGUAUGCUCUGCAGCAGCUGGAGCUCGGGAGAGGCGUGAUAUCUGGUCUUGUUCUUGAUCUCCGAACUGAUCUGCCAUUUCUUCGAGAGGAACACUCAGAAUGGGCAGAUGAUCUUUCCCGUCUUCGCAGCAUGUUAGAUUCCGGUCAUUCCGCACUAUCAACGACUGGCUCGUUGGAGUCGGGUUCACAAGCUCGCCGCCGAGCAGAGAUGGACCUUGAAAAUCUUCUAACCAAGAUCCGCAGCGAGAAAGGUUUUGAGAGAUUCUUGAUGCCGCCUACCGUUGAGCAGCUCAUGGAAGCCGCAGACCCGGAUACUGCUGUUGUGGUAAAUGUCUCUUCGUUCCGGUGCGAUGCUUUUAUCGUUGAAAAGCAACGCAUCAAGCUGAUGAAGCUUCCCCUUUUGAGCCUCGACGAUAUACAGGCGUACGCCAAGGGACUGAAGGGCCGUCCCGACUCGCUAUCUUCGGUAUUAGAGUGGCUAUGGUCCUCGGCAGUGUAUCCAGUCCUCAACGCACUUGGUUUCGACCGCCCUCUCCCUCUGGAUGAAGAUUCAUGGCCGCACAUUUGGUGGAUACCGGUCGGCCCCCUCAACAGUUUACCACUGCAUGCCGCUGGAUACCACAACAAGCACUCUGGAGAAACAGCUCUCGAUUGUGUCAUGUCGUCAUACAGCUCAUCGCUAAAGUCUCUGCUUGCCGGCCGUCGCCAGAAGAUUUCGCAGAAUGAUUCCGGGCCAAUCAACGCGCUGUUGGUUUCAAUGAAGAGCACACCAUAUAGAUCCCCACUGCGGUACGCAGAGCUCGAAGUCGCCAUGCUGGAGAAACUCUGUCCAGCUUUGAAUGCGACGCCCAUUCGUCCCGUCCAAGACAAAGCAAAUGUUUUGGAACAGCUCGGCACAUGCGAUAUCUUUCACUUUGCGGGUCACGGCACGUCGAACUCAUCGGAUCCCUCCCAGAGUGCCCUCCUACUCCGCGACUGGGAGAAGAGCCCGCUGACGGUGGAAGACCUCCGCAACGAGAAGCUGCAAGAGAAGCCACCAUUUCUUGCCUAUCUCUCUGCUUGUUCCACAGGGGCCAAUGAGGUGCUCGGGUUGGUUGAUGAAGGGAUCCAUCUCGGCUACGCAUGCCAGCUCGCGGGCUUCCGUCACGUUGUAGGUACCCUAUGGACCGUGUCUGAUCCCUUUUGCGUCAACGUAGCUCGGAAGUUUUAUGAGACAAUUAGAAAUGAGGGGAAGACAGAUGCAGCGGUCCAUCGAGGACUUCACUUAGCAUUGAGGGAGCUACGAGAUGUUCAGGUUGGCGCAACUACCCGCGGCUUUAGCAAUAGUGCUAUUAAUGCUGUAAUUCCAGAUGACGAGGGAGAAGGAAUGGCCAUACCAGGAAGAGAGAAUGUUGAUAGUAAUGGUGACGGUAAUGAUGGGGGCCGCACUGCGCAGAGUUCUGGGUCUAGAAAAGGAGACGGAGUAGAUGAUGAGGAACCGUCCAUGAAUUCGCUUUGGGUUCCAUUUGUUCACUUUGGUGUCUGA
Molecule: messenger RNA, 3471 nt
Organism: Colletotrichum lupini
Lineage: Eukaryota; Fungi; Ascomycota; Sordariomycetes; Glomerellales; Glomerellaceae
Exons: 7
Coding region: 1-3471 (1156 amino acids)
Molecular function (GO): protein binding
Source: RefSeq, a predicted model, not a curated record